AUGCCGAAGAGAAGAGAUAUUCUUGCCAUCGUGUUGAUUGUGUUACCCUGGACUCUGCUCAUCACCGUUUGGCACCAAAGCGCUAUAGCCCCGCUCCUCGCCAUCCACAAGGCCUGUCACCACCUAGUAAAAGAGAUCUUAAUCAUUCCAGAGAGGCUCGCAGUCCACCACCACCGACUCUCAGAUGAAGGCGCCGAGGGCAAAAGGGAGGCGGCCGGCCAGGCCCAGGACUCCAAAGAAUACUGUGCCUCGGAUAAGGACAUUGUGGAGGUGGUGAGGACAGAGUACGUGUACACGCGGCCCCCGCCCUGGUCCGACGUGCUGCCGACCAUCCACGUCAUCACCCCCACAUAUAGCCGGCCCGUUCAGAAGGCGGAGCUGACCCGCCUGGCCAACACCUUCCUCCACGUUCCCAACCUGCACUGGAUCCUGGUGGAGGACUCCCAGAGGAGAACGCCGCUGGUCACGCGGCUCCUGCGAGAGACCGGCCUGAACUACACCCACCUCAACGUGGAGACGCCCAGGAACUAUAAGCUGCGGGGCGACACCCGGGACCCCAGGAUCCCCAGAGGGACCAUGCAGCGGAAUCUGGCCCUGCGCUGGCUGAGGGAGACCUUCAACGCCAACAGCAGCCAAACCGGGAUCGUCUACUUCGCCGAUGACGAUAACACGUACAGCCUCGAGCUGUUUGAGGAGAUGAGAUCAACUCGGAAAGUUUCGGUGUGGCCCGUGGCCUUCGUGGGCGGCCUGCGCUACGAGUCCCCGAAGGUAAACGCGGCCGGGAAGGUCUACGGCUGGAAGACAGUGUUUGACCCCCAUCGGCCCUUCGCCAUCGACAUGGCGGGGUUCGCCAUCAACCUGAGACUCAUCCUCUUCAAGCCGCAGGCGUAUUUUAAACUCCGCGGGGUGAAGGGCGGCUACCAGGAGAGCAGCUUGCUCCGGGAGCUGGUGACCCUCAACGACCUGGAGCCGAAAGCGGCCAAUUGCACGAAGAUACUCGUCUGGCACACGAGAACAGAGAAGCCGGUCCUGGUAAACGAGGGGAAGAAAGGAUUCACAGACCCCAACGUGGAGAUCUGA
Molecule: messenger RNA, 1080 nt
Organism: Menidia menidia (Atlantic silverside)
Lineage: Eukaryota; Metazoa; Chordata; Actinopteri; Atheriniformes; Atherinopsidae
Source: the annotation of a GenBank genome assembly